UCCAAACGGACACCUCGUUUCUCAUCUACUGGAAUACCAAAUAGUGAUAUAUAUGUAUACAUAAUGGCGAAUAAUAAGAUUCCCGAUUGGGUCACUGCCGAGCUAUUCGAAGAUGUGCUGAAGACGGAUAUAGAAGGCUAUUCAAAAGUGAAGAACUUUAAGGCGGAAAUCGGAUCCGCGGCGGGAGAGAACUACGCCACCAUCAUGCUACGGAUUCACGUGGAAGUGGAGCUGAAGGAUGGCAAAUUCAAGAAGGUCUCUUUUAUGAUGAAGCUGCCCCACCAACUGGAAAUCUUGCAGGAGAUGACAAAGAAGAACAACAUGUUCGACAUGGAGCGCAGCAUGUACCUUCAAUAUGUGCCCGAGAUGGAGGCUCUUUACAAGGCCGCAGGCCUGGAGAUCACUUUCGGCGCCAAGAGCUACGAUCUCAAGAAUGCCAAGAGUGACUAUGUGGCGUUGGAGGAUCUGGGCAUGAGGGGAUUCAAGAAUGCUAAUCGACUCGAAGGGCUGGAUCAAACUCACACCGAGAGAGUGCUGCUCAAGUUGGCCCAGUGGCAUGCAGCCAGCGCUGUGAGAGUGGCCACCAAGGGUCCUUACCCGGAAGACCUUAUCAUAGGGUUCUUCAAGGACGACAAUCGCCCAAUGAUGACCGAGAUGACAAGGUCCCUGGGUGAGAAGUUCCUCAAAUGUUGUGCCACUUACGAGGGCAACGAGGCGUAUAUCGAGAAAGUUAAAGAACUUCAGCCUGUGAUUAUGGACAAAAUGUUUGAGAUGGCCAAGGUCGAUCCCACCGAGUUUAAUGUGCUAAACCAUGGCGAUUCCUGGUCGAACAACAUUAUGUUCCAGUACGAUGCCUUUGGCAAGAUCAAGGAGGUCUACAUGGUCGACUACCAGCUGCCCAAGUAUGGCACCGUUGCCCAGGACCUUCAAUACUUCCUGCUCUCAUCCACCAAAUUCGAGGAUAAGCUGUCCAAGUUUGACUAUUACAUUAAAAGGUACCAUAGCUACUUAGUGGAGCACCUAAAAAUUCUAAAGUACUCAAAGCCCAUUCCCAGCCUGCGAGAUAUUCACCUGUCACUCUUCAAGCACGGAUCUUUUGGGUUUUCAGUAGCCACAGGUGUCAUGGCCGGCGUUCUACUGGAUCCCACGGAAAAGGCCAGUUUCGAGAACUUUGUGGGCGACACCGAGGCAGGAGUAGACUUCCAGAUGCAGCUGUACAGCGGUCCUCGGUACCGCAGACACAUCGAGGGGGUCAUGCCAUGGUUGCUCAAUCGCGGCGCCCUAGAGUCCAAUUAGUAUUGUUACCCCCAACAAACCAUUUCCUAGUUUGCCAAGCUAGAGCUCUUCAGCUGAGUCAUGACAUAAGGUGGCGAUAAGGCUAUCUAUAUCUGUUCAAAAGUAUUAAUAAAACGGCGCAACGCCGAUCGAUAGAGGAGUUCAUUUAAUGUUUGCAAAGCACUCAAAAGGUUAUUUAUUGAGAAAUUGGUUUUGUUUGUUUUUCGCUACUUAAGGGAUACUUAAAUAAAUAUAAACUAUUUCUUUGCUAUA
This is a messenger RNA of Drosophila kikkawai, 1548 nucleotides long. RefSeq lists its product as uncharacterized. The record is from RefSeq and is a predicted model, not a curated record. Lineage: Eukaryota; Metazoa; Arthropoda; Insecta; Diptera; Drosophilidae.